AUGAUUCCAAGAGUGCUAAAAAAGGUAAUAGCAGGAGUACUAGGUUUGGUUUGCCUACAGAGGGCUAGCUGUAACUCAACCGUAAACGAAGCAUCAAACCUAGAGGAUCAUUUUUAUAAAAAGAUGUUGUGCAUGGAAGAGGAAGUGCAAAUCCGUACUAAUUUUAUGGAUAGGCUAGAGAAUUUUAAAUGCGAAGAAAUAUCAUCUGAUAUUCUUAGUAAAGACAUAGCCGAGGGACGAAUAAAUCUCUCCAAAUUAGAAGAAAAACUGGAGAUUUUCAAUAUAAGUGCGAAAGAUAUAGUAGCAAGAGCAGAAAACAUUACUAAAAUAUACAAUAAUAGUUUUAGCGAGACUUCGGUGUAUCAUCAGGAAAAAACUGCACUGUUGCAUAAAACAAAUGAUUUAUACAAUAAAAUAUUGAAUGCGCUUCCAUCGACUCUUAGAGAAAGUGACUCACUAAGCGAAGCAAUAAAAGAGUUUGAUUCGCACAUGCUGGGAGUAAUAAAAAAGUACGACGAAGCAAAGAAUAAAGAUAGAAAACUGCAUGAGUUAAAUAUAUUCAAGCUGGCAGAGCAGAAUAAGCCCCUGGCUGCCCGUUUAAUAUAUCUUCUCUUUGAUGUGAAACCAUUAACAAACCUUUACGAUACAGCAGAUGUAUUAUAUCGCGCAUUCUCAAACAUGGAACGGUGUCUUUUCCUCGACAACUUCUGGAGAUAUGUACACCCUAUUAUAGAAAAUAAAUUAAAAGGUAAAGAAAUAGGAGCAGAGAUCGACCUUCUGAAACUCCUUGAUAAGAAUCUUUCUUCCUUAUUCAGUACUUCUAGAAUUGAUCCAGAACAGGAUGCAGAUAUAAUGAGAAUCUAUCUUAACUUAGUAAAUGGGGACAUUCCAAAAGAAAAAAUAAACCAAUAUAAGAAUAUAACUCCCAGACAGGUUAUGAAAGUAUUAAUAAUAGAAUGCGAAUUUAACAUAGAUGGACUUCUUAUAGACUACAGAAGGAACAGCUUGCUUUCUAACAUCGGAAAAAUAAUAAUGAACAAAGGAAAUCCAGCUAAGUACAGAACAGAUGUUCAUAGAGGUCUAAAAAUAGCAAGAAGUAGACAGAAAGAUCUGCUUAAUCUUUUGCAGAUUUUUUGGAAUGGCCGUGUCAAUGCAUUUAUUUCAAAUCCCCCUGAAGAAAAUGUUAAAUACUUCUGUAUUUACAAUGAUAUCAUAACUUAUUACUUUCAAAAUACACAGGAUAUCUUUAUGUCUGUCAGAUGGAUGUACAGUCUGAAUAUAUCCAUCCCUCCAUUAGAAGAGUCUACUAAUAAUGAGAAAAGAUUCAAUAUGAUGUGCUUCGAUAUGUCCUACAUCCAUCCCAUGCGUUAUAUAUACAUGCGAUGUGAGUAUGUUAACGAUCUAUGCAAACCAAACAUUAAAAGCGAUAAAAAGCCUUUCUCGGAAAGAGAUUUAGAGAGCAAUCUUCUCAGAAUAUACAAAAUAAGAAAAGAAAAUAGCGACUCAACGCGAGCAGAUCACAUGAAGAGCUGCAUCAGAGCAUGGUUUAUAAGAAAUACCAGUGUGACUUACGGUGAAGAAAAGCAUCAGGAGUAUGAUAAUAUGACUGAAGAUUUCCAGUAUUAUUUGAAUAAAUUCUAG
Messenger RNA from Nematocida minor, 1641 nucleotides. RefSeq lists its product as uncharacterized. The transcript has a single exon. Bases 1 to 1641 code for a protein of 546 amino acids. NCBI's taxonomy places the organism in Eukaryota, Fungi, Microsporidia. The record is from RefSeq and is a predicted model, not a curated record.